GUCUUGUGGAAAAUAGAAAUGUGCAUUGUGCAGUAACUGGACAUCUGAACUUUAGUUUUACCACAAUAAUUAUUAAUUACAGUACAGUCUUACAUUAUAAUUUAUAGUUUAAGACUGGAUUUAAAUAAUUUUAAAUUUAGGUACUAGGGUCUUCAUUUAGUCCUAACCAGCAGACGUUUUCAUAAAUAUGGCUGUUAGCCAUUUUGAUGAAAAAAGUGGUAUUAUACCAUGUAAUACAGAAUGGGGUAGAUGGUGGCAAACUGUGGAUGAAUUACAUAUUGAAAUAACACUGCCAGUUAAUACCAAAUCCAAAGAUGUCAAAGUCAAUGUGACUAACUCAAGUAUUACUUGUCAAAUUUUAGGAAAACCUUUAUUUUCUGGAAAUUUAUUUAGAAAAGUACGCGCUGAUGACACUUUAUGGACAUUAGAGGAUAAUGGUACUUUGUUAAACAUUGUAUUAACAAAAGCAGAUUAUUCAAAUAAAGAAAAUGUUUGGGAAGCUAUAAUGGAGGAUGGAUCAUUUAAAGCAGAUCCAAUAACAUAUAUUGAAAUGAUGAAAAAAAUGGAUCUAGAAAAACUUCAAAUGAAAUACCCGGGAAUGGACUUCAGUAGAUCAGAGCUUCAAAAAAAUUACGACUCUAUACCAGGAUUCAAUUAACUAUAGAUUUGUGUACCUAAAUUAUAGACUACAUUUAUAUGAUUGAAUUGUUUUUUAAUAACAAAAAUCUAAAUAUUGAAAAUGGCUGGAUUGUGUAGAACUGAAAUGUAUAAUGUAAUUAUUUAUGUUUAUUUAUCUUAAUGUAGAUCACUUCUAUUGUACCUAUUAUUUUAAUUAAAACUUUCAUUGUUAGUUUCUAUUUAUGUCGAUCAUUAAAAUUGAUAAUAUUAAGUUAUAAAAUUCCUAA
This is a messenger RNA of Acyrthosiphon pisum (pea aphid), 905 nucleotides long. RefSeq names its product nudC domain-containing protein 2 (gene Nudcd2). Gene Ontology annotation, cellular component: cytoplasm. NCBI's taxonomy places the organism in Eukaryota, Metazoa, Arthropoda, Insecta, Hemiptera, Aphididae. The transcript is spliced from 4 exons. The coding region runs from base 188 to 658 and encodes 156 amino acids. Gene Ontology annotation, biological process: protein folding. The record is from RefSeq and is marked provisional.